GUGUUUUGGUGUCUGUAGACCAGAGCUCCGGCCCGAGGCGCGCCUCGAAAUAAGACAGCUUUUUGGUUGCGCAGUCCAAAAAGUGCAUCUUAUUUGAAGCAGUUAUAGCUAUAGCCAUUGCCAUGCCAGGAAGCGGAAACGGAAGCUAAGGAAAAGCCAAGAAAGCCGAGCUAUGAUGGAGACCACUGGCGGCUACCAGGACAUCAGCGCCCUGGAAAAAUCGGUGGCCAAUGCCGGCUCGCAGUUGUACACAAUGGCCCACAAGCUGCACGCUGUGGAGCGCAGCCUGGAGCAGACGACGAUGGAGCAAAUGGACGAGAUGGAGGUACUGGAGCUGCUCGAGUCGAUGAGCGAGGUGACCAACGAGUACCAGAAUCUGCGCAAGGACAUUCGCGAGGUGCAGCAGCUGCAGCGUGACGUCAGCAGCUCGAUACGGUACCAAAUGCGUAGCAUGCAGCAGACAUUUCACACGCUCAAACAGCGGAUUGCCAGCUCCCAGAAGAACCGCAGCGGCCGCAAGCCGGAGUCGGAGGAGGAGCAGCGAGCCAGAGGAGCGAAGAGCAAGUAGGAGCAGGUGGAGUCGGAGCCACCGCAUUUAUGAAUAAACCAUGAACCUUAUUGAUUGGCCGAGUGGAGAGAGAGAGACAGCCCUGCUAGAGGGCCAGAAAUGUGUCAAAGGGGAUGAGAGGGGGACUGGAGCCAGGAGUAAGGAGCAAGGAGCAGGGAGGAGCGCCCAAACUGUAGCAAUCAACUGUGUAACUAUAUCGCUGACACACACACACCAAGCAUUUAGACUCCAAAAGCAGAUCCUCUACUUUACGAUAUAUACACUUUGAAAUCGAAAAAAAACCUAUAAAUACCCACACACACACCUUGUAGGUCGGGCGAUAAUUUAUACAGGUAUAUCCCCGAGUAGGAAUAGAGCGUACUUUACGAAGAACCGAAUGUCUGAUGCACUUUUCCAAAAUUUGCCUUAACAUAAUAUCGUAUUUGAGCUAGUUUUUGAUACCACACGUUUUAAACCAAGAAUAAAAUAAAAGGAAAUGUAUUAUUAAGCUAUACUCACACACACACUCACACACAAUGGCAACCUGUUUUUUGGUUAUUCAUGUGUUUUUGUUUCACCUUUUGGACAGUCGUUUGUUGAAUAUGAAAAUAAAAACAAGUUAGUUAAGCCAAUCUUAUAAGAGCCGUCUGAAAACUUUGCAAAUUUAUUUCAUUUUUUAUUUUAGCAUCUCUUUGAUGAUUUAAUUUAUCUUUUAUUCAUCAAAAAAAUUACAAUUUAAAUGAA
Drosophila kikkawai is the source of this 1291-nucleotide messenger RNA. RefSeq lists its product as uncharacterized. The record is from RefSeq and is a predicted model, not a curated record. NCBI's taxonomy places the organism in Eukaryota, Metazoa, Arthropoda, Insecta, Diptera, Drosophilidae.